AUUUAGUACAUUAUAUUCUAUUGUAGAAUUUUAGAUUGGAUUUUAACAGAUAUUCUAAACGAUGGCGUGGAACAUCAGCAACAAUUGUAGAAACAGAAAAUUCAGUUGUGUGGGGUGUAGUCUGGGAAUUACAUAAAUGCAAUUUAGCUACAUUAGACUGCCAAGAGAGUGUUCAGGAUAACAUAUAUCGUGCGAUGUCGGUGAACGUUGAAACUCCUGAUGGUAGAACUCUAAACUGUAGAGUAUAUCAGCAGUGUAACAAUCCAAAAGAAUAUAUAAAACCAGAAGACUUUCCAAUAGAUAAGAGGCCUUCACCGUUAUAUCUGAAUAUGAUUUUAAGAGGAGCUGAGGAAAACAAUCUUCCCUUUGAGUAUAUAAAAUUCUUAAAAACUAUCCCGCACAAUGGAUAUGAAGGAGAAUAUGACAUUAGAAGUCUACGGGGACAACUUACUCGCAGAGAGGAUACGUUUAAAUAAUCCGACUGCAGUAAUGAAAGACAUCGGUUACAUAAAGGUAUAAUUAAGGAAAGUAAUUACAGCUAGAUAUACAUGGGUUUUUAAUUUAUAUACUCAAGUUUAUCGAUUGAUAAAAUACUAAUCAAUUCAAUAUAAAUUAUUGCAAACUAUUGUACAGAUGUUUAAUAUAUAUAUGAUAAAUGUUUUUUUUAUUGUAUUGC
This is a messenger RNA of Monomorium pharaonis (pharaoh ant), 676 nucleotides long. Its product is annotated as gamma-glutamylcyclotransferase-like. Lineage: Eukaryota; Metazoa; Arthropoda; Insecta; Hymenoptera; Formicidae. Bases 195 to 476 code for a protein of 93 amino acids. The record is from RefSeq and is a predicted model, not a curated record. The transcript is spliced from 3 exons.